This is a messenger RNA of Agrilus planipennis (emerald ash borer), 2843 nucleotides long. Its product is annotated as cytochrome b5 reductase 4. NCBI's taxonomy places the organism in Eukaryota, Metazoa, Arthropoda, Insecta, Coleoptera, Buprestidae. The coding region runs from base 422 to 2209 and encodes 595 amino acids. Gene Ontology annotation, molecular function: heme binding; oxidoreductase activity. Gene Ontology annotation, cellular component: endoplasmic reticulum. Gene Ontology annotation, biological process: generation of precursor metabolites and energy; superoxide metabolic process. The transcript has 7 exons. The record is from RefSeq and is a predicted model, not a curated record.
UUCUGCAAGAAGUUGGAAAAUUAGCCGCCGGUGUCGCCACCAUUGCAACAAGCGGAACGGCUGGAGCGGGAUCUGCUACUGAUGAUAACAGGACUAUCUCAGAUGUUUGGUUCUGCAUUCACCCAUGUGCAGAAUUGGUUUGGAAUGGCGAAGCGCACCAGUACCGUUGGAGUUGAGACAACGAGUAGUCUGUCUCCAGCGUCGGGACGCCACACAGUUGAGCGUCAACCCACAACUUCAAACGCUCGUUCUACGAAUCGGUUUCGACGAAAUAUCGCGUACGAAAAACGAACGCGUAGCCGAUUGAUCGAUAAUAAUUAACUGUUUAUGUAAAUUUGAUCGAUUGAUUAAUUAGUUAAAAGGUUAUGCGACAUCUUGUAAGUGUCGUUUGUUGUUAAUCCAUUCAUGUUUUUUAUGCUCGAUGCGCUGUUUGAAUUGCUGUUGUUGGAAAAGCUCAAGUGUCCAUCAGGAAGGUGAUGAAUACAAGAAGUGCGAAACGAGGAAUGAGGACAAAGGCGGAAGUGAUACCAGCGAAAAGGAUUCCAAUAAAAAUGUAGAAUGCGACAACGAAGGUAAUCCCAGAAAUAAACAUGCCCUUUCUCCGGGUCAUUCCCUCAUGGACUGGAUUAGGCUGGGCAACUCGGGGACCGAUUUGACAGGCGUUGGGUCUCAAGCGGGCCGACUUUCGGUAACGCAUAAGGAGUUGGCCCGGCACAAUAAAGAGACCGACGCCUGGUUGGCGAUUCGGGGAAAAGUUUUUAACAUCACCCAUUACAUUCCUUAUCAUCCAGGAGGUCCAGAGGAAAUAAUGAAAGGGGCUGGAACAGAUGCAACGAAACUGUUUGAACAGGUUCAUGCCUGGGUUAACUACGAGUCACUACUUCAGAAAUGUUACAUAGGUCGUUUGGUAGUACUAGAUCCCAAAAUGAAUGCUGAAGAGUUGUUUUUUGGAUCUCCAAAAACUCCCAAACAGCAAGACACGAAUGGGAAUAAGCCAAAAUCAGUAGUGGACACAAUCAAAAGCCCUGGUUCCGAUGAAAAUGAUUCGAUAAGUAUUGCAAGUGAAUCAAGGACGAAGUUUGCCAGGAAAGCUGAUUCUUCCGACGAUAUAAAAUAUCUGAAAGAUCGGAUGUUUCAACCGAGGUUUGAUUGGAUCCAGAAAACGGAUUAUAUCACGAUCGUCUUCUAUACCAAAGCCCUGUGUAAUCCUCAAGUAGAAAUAAUUCCUCAGAGCCAAGACAAUGUCGUAUUCGUUUAUUUAACGUAUGAGUGCCAAGUUUUCACAAACGAAAUAACCUUUUCGAAAUCCAUCCAUUGGCCUUGCCAUACUAAAGUCCAUUUUGAAACUGGAAAGAUCGAGAUAAUAUUUAAAAAGACUGAAAGCAAAAUUUGGGAAUCGUAUGGAUCGUUGAAACAGAAAAGAGACGACAUCGAACGAGCUGAUAACGUCAGGACGCAUUAUUCGUUGAAAUGUAAAAAAGAUAUUAAUUAUAAUACGGCCCUGUUCGAGCUCGAGAGAGUGGAUAAUGGGAAAGUAAUAGUACCAUUAGGAAAACACGUAAAAAUUUAUGGAGUUAUUAAUGGUGAAGAGGUUUGCCGAUGUUACACGCCAAUUCCUCGGAGUUUGUUUGCCGAUUAUCGACCUCAACUGUACGCCACUGACAACAUUUGUUUAGCAAUAAAACGUUACGAAGACGGCAACAUUAGCAAAUACGUGCACAACAAGACAGUCGGAGACGUAUUGGACGUAUCGAAAGGAAUUGGCUCUUUUUGUCUGAAGGAUCUGGAGAGCAAGGAAGUUUACUUGCUAUUAGCCGCCGGGACAGGAAUAACGCCGAUGUUGUCGUUGCUUAUUUUCUUAAUCGAAAGGAGGAUACGGAGAUGUCAAAAAGUCCUUUUGGUAUUCUUCAAUCAAACGGAGAAAGACAUCUUAUUCCACGACGAAUUUAAUUCGUUGAGUAAAAUAGAAAAACGGUUCAAAUUAAUGAAUGUCCUUUCGAAUCCAGAAAGCACAUGGAGUGGCUUGAAAGGACACGUCUCUGCCGAAGUCCUCGGACAUGCAAUAGAAACCGUCUUAGAUGGCACUGCUUUUAAACAAAACGACAUUUUUGCCAUGGUUUGUGGACCAACUGUUUUCACACAGCUGACCGAAAAAUUACUCAAAGAAACGGGCUUCGAUAAAGACCAAAUCCAUCUAUUCUUAAGUUAAAAAGAAGUCUGGUGUUUCCGGUUUUAAUUUUUGGACGAAAUGGUGCUUUUCCUGAAAGAAAAAAAAUAUUUCCGUAUAAAAUAUAAAGGUAUGGGAUCACAUUUGUCAUUAGUUUCAUUUGUUCUUUUUUGAUUGUUGUCAGUUUUGAAAAGGAUGUUAUUCUUUUUUCUUAUUUUUAAAACACACAAUUCCUUCAAUUUCUAAAUUGAAAUAGCGUUUAAACUCUUGAUGAUGGGUUUUCCCCUAAAAUUAGUUCAUGAAGCAUCCAAUCAUAGAAUUUGUAUUUGCAGUUUUAAAUAUUAUAUAGACACUUAACGUAAAAGUAGAUUAAAAAAGCCAUUUGGUGCAUCGAAGUCAUUUAUAAGAAAACGCUAUUAAUUUAUAAAGUAACCAAUGUUUUUUGUAUGUUUAAUCUGUUAAAAAAAGACACAUCGUUUUAUGGAGCAAUAUUUUAUUUAUAUGUAUAUAAUAUAUGUGAGUAUUGUACCUAUGUAUCUACUUUUUAUGAUGUAAAUCGUACGCCAUUUUGCACAAUCAAACUUACACAACAUUUACAUAAUAUAUAUAUAAAAUACAAUUUCCUAAGGUAACUACACAUACAUAUAUAUAUUAUGUAUAUAUAUCGUUAUCGAAU